Ambispora leptoticha is the source of this 268-nucleotide messenger RNA. NCBI's taxonomy places the organism in Eukaryota, Fungi, Glomeromycota, Glomeromycetes, Archaeosporales, Ambisporaceae. The record is from the annotation of a GenBank genome assembly.
GAAUUGAAACUGCUCUUAACAUCGGAGCUAGUGUCAUACCCGGAGGAUCUUUUGUAAAAAAAACGCUAAAAAAAGGUGUCAAAUAUGCUUUAAAAGGAGCUAAAUUCGGAGUUGGAGCAACAAAAGAUUUCUUGGCUGGCGGAAACUUUGACUUUGACGGAUUAUCUGCCGACAUUGGAGAUUUAAAGAAUGGUUUAGCCGGUGCAAAAGCACAAAUUGAAAACCAAAGCAAGGAAUUACACGGCAAAAUUGAUAAGAAACUCAACAA